AUGCCGUUAAUAUCUUCACCAAUUGAAUAUCCUCAAAGUUCCUCACCACCUCCAUUGAAAAGGCCACAUCCAGUCAAAGCCUCGGACCUCAGAAAGCCACUCAAAGUUGGAGGGUUUCUGCUAGAUGAUGGCUCAGAUAUUGAGGAGGACUUUGAACAACCUGCGGCUAAGCGACGGAUGAUCGAGAAAGCAAUAGAUCCAGUUGUGAUACCAGAAGAAAAUUCACACAAAGACUUCACAAGCGAAUCUGAAAUACCACAAUUGAGUACUAGACCACGCCAGACUGUUGGUGGAUUCAUGAUAUAUGAUGAUGACGAAGAGGACGAGGAAGAUUCAGGACUGGAGAUUUUGCGAGAGACUCAAUUGCUAAAACUUACCUAUGGACCCACAACGAAUUCCAAUGAGGGUAACAGUCAUACUUCAACAUUCCCAGCCUUUUUGAAUAACAUAACGACAAAAGCUGCGGAUAUACAGACAUGUUCGGGGAAAUCCUUUUCGAUAAAUCUAAAAAAGAAAAGUGCACCUAUAUCAUUUGAGAAAUUGGUUGCAGCAAGAUCUGUCACGAAGACCGGACGAGCGAAGAAGAGUUAUUAUGGGAUAAAUAUACAUGAGUUGGUCGAGGAAGCUUCGAAAGAGACGAAGGCAAAAGAAUUACAAAAAGAGAAAAUUCAGAAUGAAAUCAUACCUUCGAUUGAGAACCUUGUUGGGAAGAAACCAAGAAAAUCAUUGAUGUGGACUGAAAAAUAUCGAGCAAGACAUUUCAUGGAACUUUGUGGUGAUGAUCGCACACAUCGCCAGGUAUUACGAUGGCUCAAAGCAUGGGAUCCUAUUGUUUUUCCUAAAGCUGGAAAGCCUAAAGUAGCGCCGACAAAGAAAUUUGGGGAAGUAGAUGAUGAAAAGCCUCAUCGCAAGAUUUUAAUGCUUACAGGACCUCCCGGUCUGGGUAAAACUACUUUAGCGCAUGUUUGUGCAAGACAAGCUGGUUACGAAGUUAUGGAAAUUAAUGCUAGUGAUGAACGAAGUCGAGAUGUGGUUAAAGGCCGGAUUCGAACAAGUGUGGGCACGGAAAACGUCAAGACUGGUUCAACUGUUACAUCAAAAUCUGGGCAUGUGUCGAAGAAUGCCCACCCACUUUGUGUGGUUGUGGAUGAAGUCGAUGGAGUCGUAGGCGGUGCCGGUGGAUCAGGUGAAGGUGGGUUUAUCAAGGCCUUAAUAGAUCUAAUACUUCUUGAUCAAAAGAAUUCUUCCACGGUCGGCACGAAUACCAGUUAUUCGAAGAAAAAGAAAGGUGAUGAUUUUCGACUUCUAAGACCACUAAUCUUAAUCUGCAACGAUGUAUAUCAUCCAUCUUUACGACCACUACGUAAUUCGAGUUUUGCCGAAGUCAUACAUAUUCGAAAACCACCAUUAGAUGCUGUUGUUCAGCGAAUGCAAACAGUUUUUGAGAAGGAAGGCGUGUCUUGUGAUAGCGACGCCAUUCGUCAAUUAUGUGAAGCAACAUGGGGAAUAAGUCGAAUGGAUUCCAAGAAAGGGGCUGAAGGAACCGGAGAAGGCGAUCUACGUAGUAUCAUGGUAGUUGGAGAAUGGGCAGCAGGGAAACUUAAAACCGAGUCCAAAGGCCAAAGACCUCGCUUAACUCGAAAAUGGGUUGAACAAAAUAUGACCAGUGAUCUAUCUCAUGGUGGAGGUGGUUCUCGCGCCGUUGGACGAGGAGGUAUUAAAGAAGUUGUGAAUCGUGUCUUUCUCGAGGGAGCCGGCUUCCCUAGACCUACAAGUUUUAAAAACAUAAUACCAGAUGACGAGUUCAAUUCAGAGCCCAAAACACAACUUGGUGUUGCUGAGCUUGCUCGAAAGGCAGGAAUGGAACGCCUCGGAUCCAUGAUCGAGACUAGCGGCGAUACUGAUAGGAUUAUGACUGAUAUUUUCGGCGAAUAUCCUAACCAACCUUUCAACGAUGAUUCUAUUCUUUCUAAACCGGACGCUGCAUACGAGUGGUUACAUUUUCAUGAUAGUUGUUCAUCGCGCGUCUUUUCAGGUCAAGAAUGGGAAUUAGCUGGUUAUCUCACUCAACCUAUUCUCGCAUGGCAUCAUCUAUUCGCCUCCCCUGCUCGUCAUUAUUUUCGGUCCGACAACCAACCAACCAAAAAAUGGAAUAAAAACGAUGAAGAUGCUGAACCCGAAACGGAGCCCUUACCAUUCACUGGCCCUCGUGCUGAUUUCUCAGCCUACGAAAUGGAAAAAUUAAAUAGAAGUACAAUUCAAGGAUUACAAGCUCAACUUAACGCGAAACUUCUAAGGAGUUUUAGAAGUUGCGAGGAUAUCGCUAUGGAUUUAUUGCCAUAUGUAGUUAGGAUGAUAAGUCCAGAUGUGAAACCUAUCAUCGUGGGUGGGAGUGGUGAAACGAAGGGUGUAGCCAGUGUACGCAAAGAUACGGAAAAGAAAAUGGUUAAGAGAGCUGUGGAUAUCAUGAGUGAGAUUGGUGUGGUGUAUGAGAGAGGAAGAUUAGAGGGUAAUGCUUUAACCACGGGAAGAUGGGGAGCAAGUGAGUGGGUUUAUAGAAUGGAACCACCGCUUGAUACAUUGGUUACUUUCUUGACGUCACCGUCGAAAAGUGAUGCUACGAAUGUUCGGUAUGCGGUGAGACAGGUUCUAGAUCAGGAAUAUCAGAAAAAUAUUAUCGUGAGGGAGAAUGCGGCAAGACAGGCGAGGUUUAAAGCGGGAAAUUUGGAUGGAGGGGAUGAGGAAUAUUCUUUUGAAAAAUCAAAAUUUGGGAAGGGAAAAAGUGAGAAGAAAGUAUUGGGAGUGGGCACAGGGAAUGAAAUUAGGAAGGAUUUCUUUGGGAGGGUGUUGGAAGAUAGGGGGGUGGGAGGGAGGGAUGGGAAUGCCGGGGUGGGAGAUAAUACGGAAAGUACAAGAGGGAAGGGGAAGGAAGAGAAGAAGGUUUGGGUUACGUUUCAUGAGGGGUUUUCGAAUGCGGUUAGGAAACCAAUUACUAUUGCGGAGUUGAUGAGGGGGUUGUAG
Sclerotinia sclerotiorum 1980 UF-70 is the source of this 3021-nucleotide messenger RNA. RefSeq lists its product as hypothetical. The coding region runs from base 1 to 3021 and encodes 1006 amino acids. NCBI's taxonomy places the organism in Eukaryota, Fungi, Ascomycota, Leotiomycetes, Helotiales, Sclerotiniaceae. Gene Ontology annotation, molecular function: ATP binding; ATP hydrolysis activity; DNA binding. Gene Ontology annotation, cellular component: nucleus. The record is from RefSeq and is a predicted model, not a curated record. The transcript has a single exon.